CCAAAAUUUGCAUACUUUCAUAUGUAUAUACAUGUGUGCAAAUAGGUUGUUACCUCAUUCAUAACUGAUAAUGACAUCUGAUGUACAGAUAUAUGCACAUACAUAUAUGUCUAUAUAUUAUAUGAAUAUACGAAUAUACAAACCAUCUUUUUCACUCCUGACACUUAGUGCUUUCGAAAAUGCUCAAUACGUAUGCUCAGUUAUCAACCAGUUGCGUUAUCAUUUACGUGCAAAUGGGUUUGGAUGUGUGAAUUUGUUAGGCUGAUUUGCCUCUGUUGAACUGAUUAAAAUAUACGUUGCUUUAAGUUGAAACUUUUUGAGUACCGCAACUACAAGAUAACGUGAUACGGGGGGUGAUACCUGUAUUGAAUUUCGUGUGAAGCUUUGACCAUUACGACGCAGAUGAGUUUUCGCCUCAGUCUUUCAAGCACCGCUGACUAGCGAAGUUCAUUUAGAUUUCAGCAAUUGAAUUCAAUUGUGAUAUACUUGUACAAGUAAAGCAAACAACAAACGACUAUUUAUACCUGUACCAAUUAGAUGUCUAUUAUAAAGGGAAGAGCCAAAUUUUAAUACACAGCAGUUUAUAUUUUGAAACCAAAGGAACCAAAGUUAUCAAACAACGAUCUAAGCUCCAUAAAAAAUGUAAUAGGUUUUAAUAUAUGAUAUAUUUUCUAGUUGGAGGGAAAAUAAUGUUGUAUAGGAAUUUGCUGAAGUCAAGUAAAAUCUCAACCAAUUAAAUUUAUUUUCCGCUAAGGAUACUUAAAUUAGAUAUACAUAUUGUUGCAAAGUGUUUAUUACAAUUUAAGAACAACCAAACAAUGUAAUCAAAUCUGUUUCUAUUUUAGUAGCAUGAAAAUAAUUUGUAAUCUUAUCAGGUAUUCAAAUUACGUAUUUAACUUCAACUAGCAAUCAUUUGAAUGUUAAUGGUGUACUUGUGAUCAUGUCUCAACAUUGAGGAUUUAAUUAUUGGCGUUGUCUAUUCUGAUAUCAUAUUUCUUUGUCUCUUUACUUUUCUCUUUAAGGAAAACUUCUUGUUGUAUAUGUAUAUGUAUGUAUGUACGUAUGUAAAUAUAUGCAUAUGUUUGUAUGUUUGUUCAAAAACAAUAACUCAUUAAUUUAUUGCUAUUUUCAUAAACGUAUAUAUGUACAUAUGUACCAUAUAUAAGACAAAAUAGAAAUUGUCAUAAAUUUACUUUAUAUUUAUAGAUUUUCUUCAAUUACUAAUUUAAAUUGUUCGAUUAAAGUACGAUAUUACACUCACAAACUACUGCUUUCGCAGGUAAUUUUCGUUACGUUUGGCAUGUUAUAGAUUAUUAUUUAUUAAAUGACAUACAUAUAUAGUCCAUAGAGAUGUACGAGUAUGUUUAUGUUAUGGGGGCCUAUUGAGAUAUUGAAUAAAAUUUUAAGAUUAUUAAAUUUGAUAAUUUGUGCUAUCUACACAUACAUACGCAUGUAUGUAUGAUAUCUCAGACCUGAAAAAUAUUUAAUAAGCUUCGUAUCUGUGUAUAUAUGUAAUUGCAACUGUAUGAUCUAAUCUGAAAACCUCCUCAAUAUUGUCUAUCGCUACAGUUUAAUCAUUUAUUCUGCAUCAAAGCAUGUCCAUAUAGAUAAAUAUGUCGGGUUUUCCAAUAGGGAUGAUAUGAAUUCUAAGUGUCGUUUUUUUUUAAAUAUAUCAUGACUGUAAUUUUUUUUCAUUGUAUUCAGUAAUGUUUAUAAUUUCAUCAUAGAAAGAUAUACGAAAGAACAACGUUUAUAAAUGAUUCACUUUUAUUAUCAAAAUAAUCGUUCUCCAAUUGCAACUUUUCGAACUUUUCAUGCGCUCUCAUCUUCUCCGAUGAGCCUCACUUUCAUCUGAGUGGUGGGGUAAAUAAACAAAACUGUGGAUUCUGGCGCGAAGAAAAUCCACAAACUAUUCAUGAACAACCAUUAUAAUCACCUAAAUUGACAGUUUGGUGUGGUUUUUGGUCUGGUGGAAUCAUCGGUCCGUACUUCUUUCGAAAUUAAGCUAGUGACACCGUUAAUGUCAAUGGGGAGCGGUAUAGAUCGAUGAUAACCAAGUUUUAUGGCCCCAAUUGGAAGAAGUUUAUCUUGACAACAUCUGGUUACAACAAGACGGGGCUACGUGCCACACAGCACGUGCAACAAUCGAAUUGAAACGAAAAAACUUUGGAGAUUCGAUAAUUUCAAGAAAUUAUGACAUGGAAUGGCCUCCAAGAAGUCCUGAUUUAACACUAUUAGACUACUUAUUGAAGGAUUAUUUGAAGUCAUUGGUCUUUAGCAAUAAACCAGACUCUCUUCAAGCUUUAGAAGUCAAUACUGAACAUGCUAUUUAUGACUUACGACUUGAUUUAGUGGAAAAAGCAUUCGAAAAUUGGGUUCAUCAAAUUCGUUCCUGCAAAAUAAGUCGUGAAAGCCAUUUAAAUGAUGUUACAUUCGGAACUUAAUUGUAUUGAUUGUGCUUCACAUUAAAUCAAAAACAUAUGAAUUUCCUUAGAAAUUUUUUGAAAAAAAUCAUAUCACUCUUAUUGGAAAACCCUUUAUGUAUUUAUAUAUUUUUGCAAGUCGCAUUUAUUACAUAAUGAAAAUAUUCAUAAAUGAAUCACAAAGACCGUUACAAUCAUUGAGUAUUUUUUACAAUUAUGAAGUUGUAAACAAACAAAUGUUGAUUGUAAUUCAACCGAUUAGAUUAAUUAAAUGUUAAUCGUUAGUUGUGAAAUGUAUAGUUUGCAGAAAAUGUCCGUACCGAAAAUUGAGGAUCUGAAGAGUGUUGUACAGCCAUAUUUAGCUGGCGGAGAGUUGCAGUCGUAUAGCACUCGUUACCUCACCAAGCCAGGCGACAACUAUGGCAGCUGCAUGCUGGCUAUAGCUGCCAAAAUUAAAACUCUAAAUGGGCUCAUCGAAGAACUACCAUUAAUUGCGAAAUUGCCCCCUGUGACGAACGAUUUAUACUGGCAAAUAUUUCAACCGGAACGCACUUGCAUUACCGAGAACAAAAUGUAUGAGAUUGUGGUACCAGAAAUACAGCUAUUGCAACUUGAAGCUGGCUUAUCGAAGGAUAAACUAUUUGAUGCGCUUCCUGGUUACUAUGGAAGUCGGAUAUCACUUGAUCCAAAUGCUACCAAAGUUGACAGAAAUGCUGUUCUAGUGCAGGAAAAUCUCCAGGCGUCUGGCUACAGAGCUGGCAAUCGUCACAAAAUGUUCGAUUUCGUUCAUGCGAAACUCGUCUUGGAAUAUAUGGCGCAGUAUCAUGCGCUACCUAUUGCUUUGCGCAUUAAAAAGUCAGAGUUAUUUGCAAGAACCUUACGCCCAUAUUUCAAUCGCUUCAAUAUGAAUACCACAAUGGGCGAUGAAGUGAAAAACGAAAUGCGCAGAGAAGUACAUGAAGAUCUACAGUUGGCCACUAACAACAAUGAAGAAGCGGUCAAUGAAAUUCUAGAGAGGAUUCAAAUGUACGAUGAAUGGUUGGAGCAACCAGAAGCUGCCGAUGGAUUAUACACCAGCUUGGUACACUGCGAUAUGUGGAUAAACAAUAUCAUGUUUAAAUAUGACGAUAGAGAUCAACCCACGAAGUUAAAAUUUGUAGACUUCCAAAUAGCACAAUAUGAGUCCUUCGUGCACGAUAUUAUAUUUUUCCUCUUCUCUAGCGUCGAUUGCACCGUGCUUGAAGAUAAUUUCGAAAGUUUUUUGCAAAUUUAUUAUGACGCUUUUAUACAUAACCUGCAAGAAGUUCAAAUCAAUACAGAUGAUUACUCCUAUGAUGGAUUCUUGAAUGAAGUGCGACGCGUGGGACCAAUUGAAAUUCCACAUCCGAUAUUUAUGACAAAAGUAAUUUUAGCCGACAGCAGCACACUUCCGGAAGAUUUCAAGGACUUAGAUAUGACUACUUUAAGUAAAAAUCGUGGACUGAAAACGGUUACUAAACGAUUGGAAGAUAUUUUGCGGUUGGCGAAAAAAUUUAAAUUAGUUUAACGCUAUGUACAUUAGCUGUGUUAUCUUUGUAAAGCUUUAUUUACUCUGUCUAUGCUUUAAUAUUGCAGAAAUAUAAGAAAUAAGUACAUAGUACUUGAAGCAAUAAUUUAAA
Molecule: messenger RNA, 4081 nt
Organism: Bactrocera oleae (olive fruit fly)
Lineage: Eukaryota; Metazoa; Arthropoda; Insecta; Diptera; Tephritidae
Source: RefSeq, a predicted model, not a curated record